AUUUUUACUGAAUAUUCAGAUUAGGAUGCAAUUUAGUAGGCUUCACAUAUGCUUAAAAUGCAUCUGAAGGGGUUGGGAUUUUCAUGUUACAAUUACACUGCUAGCAUUUGCUGAAGUUUUAUGUAUUCAGUUCUUAUAUGACCAAACCAGUAUUCAAUAUUUUUGGACUAUGAGACCGCAGAACAUAGUUAGCUAUGUGUAUAAAUAUACUCGUAAUUUUAUAAAAUGAAGCCUUGCAUGGUCUUUGUAUGCUAUAAAUUAUUAACUAUACUUAAUCCUUGAAAGAGUCUCUUUGCAUCGAUCACAUUAAAGAAUAUAGAUUAGAUAUAGACGUUAAAGAAGUGUAUGGUUCAAGUUUAUGCAUGGUGUUUGAUCUUACAUGGAGUCCACUACUUGAUGGAAUCAGCCCGAGCAGAGAUUUGUUACUCUUUGUAUUUCUAGUAUAAGAUAUGAGUGGCAAUUCAGAUUUACUUCAAGAUAGACAGUGAAUGGGGCUUUAAUAGCUUGUUUUCUUGCAUUUUAGCAUUGCAGCUAUCUUUUAUACUUUGAUAACAUUUAAAGUUCCUUUUGCAGUUUUUUCUUUAUGUUAAUUCUGAUAUGACCGUUUCAUUUCCUCUCUUAUGUGCCAGAACUUGUAGUGGUUUACAGAGUCUGAAACUCUGAAUCGUUUGCUGCCCUCUUUAAAUAUAUGUUUGAAGAUAUGGAAAUUUUUUGGGAGUCCUGCUCCCAGUACUUCUGGACUUCUUUUCUUCCUCAGGGAUGAAACUCGGGCAUAUGAAGCUGAAGCAUCACAGUUGCAGGGUGAGCUUAGGCUUCUGUAUUAUCAAUAUGACAUGCUUACUGGUUAGGCUUCUGUUUUGAUCCAUGGUAGACAGGGAAGAGUUGGUGGAGCAUCUACAGUCAGUGGAGAUUAUACACCUAUAAACGAUGGAGAUUGUACAACUAUAAGCUAUAGACUCUUGGAAAGAAAUUUGGAGGUAUGUAAGGGAAACAUGUUUAUGUCAUUGUAAUUCAGAUGAAUGCAGUUCUCGGAAGGAUUGGUUCUUCAGCACAAGAGUUGGCCCAUGUAUUCAGUCAGAGUUGCUUUCAGUUAGCACAGAACUUUAGCAAGUUCUUCUUCAACCUGGUUCUCAAAUACCAUGAAUACCAUAUUUUACAUGUAGAAUCAUCUGUGCUUCUGUGCUUUUAAUCUAACUCUUUAGUGCAUUCCCACUUUUCUUCUAAUGAAGAGCUUUAUUUAUCUAAUGGGCAACUUUAUAUGAGGGUCAGAGUUGCUUUCAGUAUAUUAGAUUAGUAAAGUGGAUUAUGCUUUAAGUGCAUUAGAUUAUAUUAAUCAAAUGUCCAGUACAUUAUAUUAUCUUCAAUACUUUUCAGAUGUCCAUCAAUAUUCUCUGCCAGCUUUAUCUCUAUAAUCAUCUGUAUUGAAAAGUAAAUUCUGCACUCUGUGCCAGCUUUUAUUAUGUCGUGAAUUCUGCAGUCUCUCUUACUUUCUUCUCUCUUUCAUACUCUUCAUGUAUAAGGUUUUUCUUUUUAAGAACUUUUGUACUUAAAAGAAGAAAAGCCACUAAGCGAUAUAAAGUUGAGAACAAGGUCCUCAUUUAGUUUCUAAAGAGGGCAAAUCUAAGUGUUCAAGGGUGAGUGAUGAAGACACCUCAAAUCUCAUAGUAAGAGGUAAUCUUUUAUGUGGCUUAUGCAGCCUAUGCCUCACUGUUUUGUGUUCCUAUCCUUCCCUUUCGCCACGUUAAUUUUUUAAAUAUCUAUAUUUUGAGUGCAAUAUUUACCUGGUCUUUUGAUUGCAGACCAUAUGAAAAAAUUCUCAUACAUCAUCAGUAUGUGUCUGAGGCACAACAACUUCAUGCCAUGAAUGAGCGUGCAUUCUAAUUCAAAGUUUGCAGCAACUACUAUUGGCAUCUUCGAUAACUGCACAUCUGAUACCGACACUUUGGGAUCUUGAGAGGGAAAUGGAGGUAAAACAGGAGCACCUUUAUAAAAGAACAGAUGUGAUGAUAAACUGACUAUAAAAACUUGCUAUGAGGAACCGUGUGUCUUCAGUAACUUCUUCUGCAAUCCUGAGCAUUUGAAGGGGAAAGGAGAGUUGACUGCGGGGCUGGGGGUUCAGCAUUUGCAGCAACUACACAGGAGAUCACAACUUUGGAGUCAGUCAUCAUUUUCAAACAGGUUUUGGACAAAAAUUACUGCUUUCUGAUGUUAUCAUUUGAGGAUAUCGAAUUGUUCAAUCUGUUAUAAAGGAAGGUAACCGUACUCCAUUCAAAAUUACAUAACAUGAAACAGUGGAAGACAAUGAUAACAUACCAUGUUUCCUUACAUGUAACACUCUAUAUACUCUAUGUAUAGGUACAAGUCAACAGCUUAUAGUGUUAUGAAAAGUGAAUAAUAUAAUAACUUUAUCCAUAUCCAAUAUUCCCACUCAUGUCAUGCAGUAUUUAUUCUAUCUUUAAAUCAUGACGUAUUGUCACUCACACACUUCCUUAUGCAAAAGAGGUGCGAUAGUUGAUGAUCGCCCAUAUAUUAAAACCAGAGAAAUUGAUAUCACCAACUAGUACAUACCUCUUUUAGUCGAAAGUAGGGCAAAAGGAAAACUAGCUCCAGUCAGUCCAUCCCCAAUGGCAAACUCAAACUCACUCGUAAAAGUGGUGGAAGUUUGCAGGGUUGCUCCAAACCCAGGCUCACCGGACUCAGCCACACCAGAUUCCCUUCCUCUAACCUUGUUCGAUAUACGUUGGUUAAGGUUUGCACCGGUGCAGCGCCUGUACUUUUAUGAAAUAUCUUCUACUGACUCCAUACUUCCCAAACUCAAAGCCUCCCUCUCUCUCACACUCCAACACUUUCUGCCCCUUGCUGGAAACCUCACUUGGCCCCAAGACUCCCUCAAACCCAUUCUCUGUUAUGCCGAAGGUGACACUGUUUCACUUACAGUAGCUGAAUCUGCUGCUAAUUUUGGCCAUCUCUCAAGCAAGUACGACUUGCUUGGAGUCCAAGAAUACCAUCCUCUUGUACCCCAGUUGGAAGUAUCUCAUGAACGAUCUGCAGUAAUGGCAUUGCAAAUCACUAUCUUUCCCAACCGAGGCUUUUCCAUUGGAACAUCAAUGCACCAUGCUGUCUUGGAUGGUAAAACUUCAACCUCCUUCCUUAAAUCAUGGGCUCACAUAUGCAAACAUGAAGAACUGGGAUCUUCAUCUAGUUUGUUACCAGAUGAGCUAAAGCCAUUUUAUGACAGAAUGGUCAUCCAAGACUUGGCAGAGCUUGGGGCACUCUACUCGGACCAAUACCAAAACAUGGAUGGCCCCAACAAUAGAAGCUUGAUGGUCUGGAAUUUUCAAGCUCCACCAGAGUCAAUUCGAGGCACCUUCAAAGUCUGUCAUGCAAAAAUACAAAAACUAAGGCAACAUGUCAUGACUAGGAUGGUAAAGAAGAAACAACAUGAUGAUUCAGAAGCUUCAGUACUUCGUUUAUCAACGUUUUCUCUAGCAUGUGCCUAUACAUGGGUUUGCUUAGUCAAAGCUCAAGAAGCCAAAGAAGAUAAAACACGACUCAUAUUUCCAGUGGACUGUAGGUCUCGCUUAGACCCUCCUAUACCUGCAACAUAUUUUGGUAACUGCAUAGCAGGCCGUUUGGCAAUUGCAGAAACAAAAGGGCUAUUGGGAGAAGAUGGAUUAGUUGUGGCUGUGAGCGCAAUUAUUGAAGCUAUAAAAGGUUUGGAUGAUGGAGUCUUGAAUGGGGCAGAGAAUUGGGUUUCAAGAUUGUGCACUGUGCUGAGUGAUAGAGUAGCUUCCAUUGCUGGCUCACAUCGGUUUGGUGUUUAUGAAACUGAUUUUGGAUGGGGAAUACCAAAAAAGGUCGAUCUUGUUUCUAUAGAUAGGACAGGAGCAAUCUCCCUUUCAGAUACCAAUGAUAGUGAUGGAGGUUUGGACGUUGGAUUGGUUUUACAAAAACAUCAUACAGAAGUUUUUGCUUCUCUAUUUGCCAAAGGUCUUGAGAACCUUUGAAGCCAUUAGCCAUAAUGGUGUUAACGCUGUGGGCUGUUUGGCAACUGCAGAAACAAUAGGGAUAUUGGGAGAAGAUGGGUUGUUAGGAGGGGCGGGUCUGAUUGGAAUCUUCAAUUAUCAUGAUCAUCAACUUUAAGUCAUGUGCCCUCUUCUUCAAACUUUUAAGUUAUAUGCAUACAUGGUGAUCACAACUGCAUAUGCAUGUCUUAGGAAGCAAUGAGUUGUAGAGCGGGUUUAAAUUUAAAUAAAUGAAACUUCAUUUGGUGAAUUAGGUUUAUAGACAAAUUUGAUGAGUAUAGAGUAUAACAUGUCCGGCCGGUAAGUGAACUAAAGAUGUGAAGUCAAACUUUUCUAGGUAAAUUUUUUUUUAGCCGGCUAACUAGUAGUCUUGUAGUUAUUCACUCCAUAAUGUUGGAUAAGUCCUCAGAGUAUGAUUUUGUAUGUGAGGACAGAGUAAUAUGUUUCCAUACCUGUCUUGAUCAGAAACCUUCAACCGUGAUCCUUUCUGAAUAAACAUUACGUAUGUAAGUAGUAAGUACUACAAUAAAUGUAUUUAGAGUAUUUUAGACUUUAUUUAUACAUAUCAUGUGUAUGAGUGUAUCUUUCACUCAAAUGUCAUUACAUGUAUAUAUUUUUAACUUAAUUUA
This is a messenger RNA of Rosa rugosa (rugosa rose), 4654 nucleotides long. RefSeq names its product phenolic glucoside malonyltransferase 1-like. Bases 2625 to 4007 code for a protein of 460 amino acids. Lineage: Eukaryota; Viridiplantae; Streptophyta; Magnoliopsida; Rosales; Rosaceae. The record is from RefSeq and is a predicted model, not a curated record. The transcript has 5 exons.